GCCAGUCCUGACUCAGCUCAACAGUCUCCAGUCUACCAACUGGUCUCUGUAAUAACUAUUUAAAGCAGUCUGUCCUGACUCAGCUCAACAGUCUCCAGUCUACCAACUGGUCUCUGUAACUUCAUCUUUGUCUCUGUGAUGUACAGUCUUCAGGUGAUGAUGGGGGUAUUGAAUCAUCUCUCUACUCUCCUCCUUCUCUCUCUCCUUCCUCCUGCUCUCUCUCAUGUAGUGGAGAAGUUCAGUGAUGUUCCACAGUGCCAGAAUUUCUUCCUGGAGGGGACAACUCCAAAUCUGACGGGUAUUUUGGUUGAUGGGACGGUCCAGAACCAGAACCGCUACAAGCCGAUUUGCCAGUUGUUCAACAACAUCUACAGGUUUGCAACUCUCUACGACACGACCAACAGGAUCCCUGUGUUCUCAGCCUACACCUUCACUGGUCCUCCUACAGACCCCAGACCAGAUCAACCCUGGAUGAUUGAGCCCCAGCUCAACGGGGAAAACAACAGCCCUGAAAUGCAGAAGGAUAGUAAAGAGAUUGAAUAUCAAAAGCAGGCUGGGGACAACGACUAUAAGAACUCAAUACCAAUUAAAGGGGUGAACAGAGGUCACCUCUUCCCAUGUUCACAUGCUCAUGACCUUGAUACUCAGAAGUCCACCUUUACCCUGACCAACAUCGUUCCCCAGGUGGUGUCCUUCAACAAUGGCAGGUGGAGGAAAAUGGAGUGCAAAGUCCAAACGACUCUUAAGCUUAACUGUAAGGAUGCUAACGACCAGAUAAAAGCCUAUGUGGUGACUGGAGCAGUGCCCAGUAACAACAACACACUGAAGAACCGAGUGAACAUCCCAGAUCUCAUGUGGACAGCCUACUGCUGUUACAACAACAACCUGAAACAGUGGGUGGCCCAAGCACACUGGGGGGAGAACCAAAAGGAGGACAAUAAAACAUUGCCCUCAAAUACCUUGGCAGAACUGUAUGACAUGCUGGACAGGCAUUAUGGUGGUGGUGGUGAUGUCCAGGUGUUCCCAGAUCAGUGUCCAAAAGGUGAUAUUCUGAGAGAGCUUCCCCUCAGGGAUGGGGAUGUAUAUGAUCAUAGUGUCUAUGAUGAUGACUGUGUCUAUUCCUCUGUUGGGGUCAAAGGUUAUUACCUACCUGUUGUAUUAGUUUCUGUGCUGGUGAUGAUGAUGUAGUGACAUAACCACCAGGAACCUGUGACAUCAUCAGGUCAAGCAGGUAAUAAUGGACCUGGUUUAGUCUGACCUGAGUUUCACGCUGUGAUCAACAAUCACUUUUAAUGACAAUACUUUCUGAACUAUCAGCACAGGAGACUACUGACCUGACCUGCUUUAGUAGACUACUGACCUGACCUGCUUUAGUAGACUACUGACCUGACCUGCUUUAGUAGACUACUGACCUGACCUGCUUUAGUAGACUACUGACCUGACCUGC
This is a messenger RNA of Salmo salar (Atlantic salmon), 1447 nucleotides long. RefSeq names its product endonuclease domain-containing 1 protein-like. NCBI's taxonomy places the organism in Eukaryota, Metazoa, Chordata, Actinopteri, Salmoniformes, Salmonidae. Gene Ontology annotation, molecular function: metal ion binding; hydrolase activity; nucleic acid binding. The record is from RefSeq and is a predicted model, not a curated record.